This is a messenger RNA of Saprolegnia diclina VS20, 1617 nucleotides long. RefSeq lists its product as hypothetical. NCBI's taxonomy places the organism in Eukaryota, Oomycota, Saprolegniomycetes, Saprolegniales, Saprolegniaceae. The transcript is spliced from 2 exons. The coding region runs from base 1 to 1617 and encodes 538 amino acids. The record is from RefSeq and is a predicted model, not a curated record.
AUGAGCAGCACGAAGCGCCCAGCCGCGGCGCCGACGACGAUCGCGACCUUGGACGGCGCGCUCGUGGCCAUCACGACAUGCUUGCAGACGCCGGAAGAGGUCGUCGUCUUCCUCGACGCCGUCAACUCGCCCGCGCUCUGCAAGCCGCUGGCGUCGCUUCUUCAGCUCCUCCGCGAUCCGGACCGCGCGUUCACAGGCUCCAUGUUCGACAUUGUUGACGACGUACCAUUGCUCUCGUAUGCGUGGCCGUGUGCAAGCCUCGACUGCGUUCGUCCCGAAGCCGCCGGACUCGUCGUCGAUGCCAUGUCGGCCUUCCCGGCCAUGCAGGUCCGUCAAGACGUGUACAAGUUGCAGUACUUGCCGCCGAACCAGCCUUCGUCGGAGCGCGACCUGGGCCCGUUCAUGUGGCUCGCUGCGACAUGGGGGCACAAGCUCCAGGCCAUCAAGGUCUCGACCGUCCGCAACGCCAAGCACAUGGAGCCGCUGUGCGACGCGCUUCGGCGGUGCACGAGUCUCAAUGCGUUCAGCGUGGCCGUGGACUCUAUCUCGCCCAAGAUGCUCUAUCAACUCGGCUCGCACCGAAACGAAUCCGACACCGACUCGGAGCUCAUUGCCACAGAGCUCAUUGCCGCCGUCACGACGCCAAACCACCGCGUCCGUCGCUUGACGAUCGCGUCCAAUCUCGUCGAGUGCGACUGGGUCAAAGUCCUUGGUCCUUGGCUUGCGUCGCCACACACUCAACACCACGGGUUCCAGCACAACAGCUCUCGCACCGACGACGGCCUCCGUCGCCUUGUCGUUGCCGCCCGCUCCCUCUCGAGUCUCGACCUCGACAUGGCGCAAGCCGGUCGCCUUCCGCCCAUCGACGGCGAUGGCCAAACACGGUUUGAGAACCUCUCGGCCCUGCGCGUCCAAGUGCGCGAAAGGGACGCUCCCUUUGUCCAGGAACUCUUCCAGCGCCUUGAGCCCCGCCGUCUGACGAGCCUCUACAUCUCUUGCAAGAGCGACCUCAGCUACGUGCUGGACGCGCUCCCUCGCUUCACUGCGCUGCAAGAGCUCCACGCGGAUUUCCAUCACGUUGAUGCGCUGCCGGUCUCGGGCAUGCCCGCCUUGCGAUCGGCCACGUUGAUCCAAGUGAUCCUCUCCGACCAAGCCGUCGACAGCCUCAUGCACCUCUUGGCGCACGCCCCGGCGCUCGAGAAGCUCGCUUGGUCCUUCUACAGGGAAUAUACGUACCUCCGCGCCGCCGUAGUACGCUCGCUUCACAACUGGAUCAACAGCGGCGUGCGCGCCAUCGCGCUCGACGUAAGCGCCUUGACUGCCAAAGAGCUUGGGAAUGGCCUCUUCCACGCGGCGAGUCCGCUCAGCGCCUGUGUCACCGUGCACAACGACUUGCGCAAAGCGUUCGACAUGCGUUCCUGCUUGAAGCGCUGGCGACAGGCGCUCGAAGCCCUCCUCGCCGUGAGCUACGCGGCGAGCUUGCCCGUCGUGCGCAGCUUGCGGUGGAAUGGCGACACCGGUUCGAGGGUCGAUGCGGCUGCCGCUCGCGACCUCGCCGUCCAAGUGCAUCGUGACGCUUGGUGGGUCCGUAUCCAGAGCCCACCGGCCUGUGCGUAG